Molecule: messenger RNA, 1545 nt
Organism: Adineta steineri
Lineage: Eukaryota; Metazoa; Rotifera; Eurotatoria; Adinetida; Adinetidae
Source: the annotation of a GenBank genome assembly
AUGUUAUACUUUUGGAAUUUUCGAUGGUUAAUAUUACAAUUUAUAUUCGGUCUAUUUAAUAUACACUAUGUAAAAACAGCUUGGCCCUUGUCAAAUUUUUCAAGUAUACAAUUCUUAGGUCUUUUUCCAGACGCAUCAAACACAUCCGAACCUACCACAUUAUCUGUUCACUCUCGUGCUAUGUUCAAAGCAGCAAUAAUGCUUUCUCAGCAAUAUAAUAUAACAAUUCAAGGACAAUAUUUUGGAUGGAAUGCAGCACAAACAGAUGGAAAUGUCAUGGAUGCUUUUAGUAGUACUUGUUUGGCAGUAUCGACUUCAGACGUUGUGGGUAUUGUGGGCCCUGCAUUUUCAAGAGAAGCUCAUACUAUUGCUGAUUUUGCUAAUAGAGUUAGUAUACCUGUUAUAUCAUAUUCUGCGACCGAUCCUGAUUUAUCUGAUCGGAAUGCAUAUCCUGCUUUUUAUCGUACAGUUCCUUCAGAUAAUACAGCAGCAUUCGCAAUCGCGAAAUUAUUCAUUCGAUUUAAUUGGACAUCAUGCAUAGUUAUCUAUCAAAAUGAUGCAUUUGGAUCUGGCGGUGCAAAAGUAAUCAGCGAGGUAUUUAAUAAUAAUGGUUUAGAAGUCAGUGGCACGAUAAUAUUUGAUAUUGCAACACUUCGUAUUCGUGGCAACUUGAAAACCUAUUUAGCCAGUAGUUCAACGCGAAUUGUACUGUUAUGGACUGAUCCAAUUUAUACAACUUUAAUUUUACAAAAUGCAUUAGAUUCUGAUGUACUUGGUCCACAAUUCACAUGGAUACUAAGUUCAAGUGUUCCGUUGCAGUCUUUUAAUCAGACAUUCAAUGAUAAGUUAAUUGGAAUGUUUAUUAUUGAACCUGUCAUUGGAAGUGUUGUCAAUGCACCAAUCAAUAUAACAUUGUUAAAUACAGCAUAUAGUAUUUGGCAACAAUAUGAGCCUGAAUCAUUUCCUGGACCGACGAACGUAAAUUACUAUGCAUAUUUUGCAUUUGAUGCGACUUGGAUGUUAAUUCAAUCAUUACAAGAAUUUUGUUCAACACCGAUGAAUAGCUCUACUUCAUGUAUAUCAUUUAUCGGUUCUCCAUACUGUUUUGAUCGUCGUCUUAGUAAUUCUAAUUCUCUUUUCGAUAAGAUUACGAAUACAAUAUUUCUUGGUGUUUCUGGUCCUAUACAAUUUAGUGCCAAUACAACAGAUAGAACAAAUGGUACAUACUAUUUGGCACAAAACGUACAGCCUUCCGGCAAUGGUAUAAAUUAUAUGUCGGUUUUAGAAUGGUCUCAAUCUAAUGAAUGGGAAGUAUCUACAGAAAGUGUAAUUAUAUGGCCUGGUAAUACAUUGAUACCUCCUAUUGAUCAUGCUAUACUUUCAGGUGUAACUUUACGAAUUGGUAUUAUUGAAUCAAGUCGAUUUACAAUAGUCCAAGAUGUCAUAGAUACAUAUGAAAAGAAUAAAACAGAAUUAACUGGUUUUGUACUAGAUCUUAUUAAUAUUUUACAAAAUCAAAUGGGAUUUAUGUUAGACUGUAGCUAA